UUUCCCUCCCUAAGAGCAUCUCCAAUGGCAAUGGGUACCGGCUAUCCCAAAUGUUUUAUUUACCCAAACAGACAAAAUGGGCCUUUUGUCCAGACAAAUCCAUCCAAACUUGCCCUAAAUUUGGGAGAGAAAUGGGUCUCCGUUUGUCCUUUGUCCGGGCCCUGGCCCACCACCUCUUUUUUAUCGCACGAGCUCUUCCUCCUCCCAAACUCGAUUUUCUUCGUUCCCCACGUUGUGCUCCACUGUGCAAUUCCCCAACCCCGUCCCCCGUCGGGCGGCCCCCUUCGUCUCCCCGCGCCCUGGCCGCCAUGGACGGCGCGCGGAGAAGCUCGGCACCUGCUGCUGUCCAUGCCGGCGGCGCGCACUUCACUGCCCACCGCCGGCUGCGCCCGCCACCAAUCGAGAACGUCGCCACCCCACCUCCUCCCUCCACGAGAUCCGGCGCGCCGCAGCAGGGAUCCGCUCGGCGCCGCCCGGAUCCGCCGCCUCCCUUCACACCGUGACGCCUCCUGUAGGAGCGUCCUGAACCAGGCGGCGCUCGUGGAGCUCGGCGCCGUGUGCGCCCUGUUCGCGUCAUGGUGGCCGACUGGCGGAGCGGCAUUGCCUUCCUCUCCCAUGGAUGGGCGGAGCGCGUUCAUGGCCGUGGUCGCAGGUCCGCUUCCUCUGGCUCUUCGACAGCAGCGGCGGCAUGGACGAGCGGGGGCUGCAGCGACGGCAGAGCUUGAAGGCGGCGGCCUCGAUGUCAACAGCACGACGCCGUAGUUCAUCUAUCUGAGGCUGGAUUAGUGCACAAUUUGAGGAUGGAUCUUCUACUCACUGAACGAAGGUCGGCACAGUACAUCCUUCCCCUAUUGCCUUUUUUUGUGAGAUCCUUUCCCCUAUUGACUUGCUACCUGUUAGCAGCAAAUUAACUGUUGUUCUGUGAUGGAUUGAGGAAGCUCUUUGGUAGGAGCACAAGUACUAAUCCGAUGUUGUUGGUUCAAUGAAAUUAGAGCUACCAGAUUCUAUAUUUGGCUUUGCUGCUACUUCUUCAUAAUCCCGAUGAGCUGCUACUUUGUUUCCCUGUAACUUUGAACCAUGGACAUGUAAUCUCAAUGUGUAAUCCGAGACGGUUUGGUUGAAUCGGAACAACUGAUUAAUUAAUUAAUUAAUGGCUGGAUGAUCUUUGAA
Molecule: messenger RNA, 1170 nt
Organism: Brachypodium distachyon (stiff brome)
Lineage: Eukaryota; Viridiplantae; Streptophyta; Magnoliopsida; Poales; Poaceae
Exons: 2
Coding region: 25-762 (245 amino acids)
Source: RefSeq, a predicted model, not a curated record